Xenopus tropicalis (tropical clawed frog) is the source of this 1225-nucleotide messenger RNA. It is a transcript of the gene ccr10, whose product is annotated as C-C chemokine receptor type 10. Lineage: Eukaryota; Metazoa; Chordata; Amphibia; Anura; Pipidae. Gene Ontology annotation, molecular function: chemokine receptor activity; C-C chemokine receptor activity; G protein-coupled receptor activity. The transcript has a single exon. Gene Ontology annotation, biological process: chemotaxis; signal transduction; chemokine-mediated signaling pathway. Gene Ontology annotation, cellular component: plasma membrane; membrane. The coding region runs from base 149 to 1060 and encodes 303 amino acids. The record is from RefSeq and is a predicted model, not a curated record.
CAAUGAAGAUUAUUCAGCAUUGCCAACUGAUGAUUAUCAUUCUAAAGAGAGUUAUAUCUCAGUACCAGUACUUUGCAACAAAAAGGAAAUACAGAAUUUCACCCAAAUCUAUCAGCCAAUAGUAUACAGUCUAUUAUUUGUUACUGGCAUGGUUGGUAAUGGCCUUGUUUUACUAACUUACUGGUUUUGCCGAAAAAUAAAAUCAAUGACAGAUGUCUACUUAAUCAGCUUAGCCUUGGCUGAUCUCCUCUUGGUCCUGAGCUUUCCCUUUUUAGGCAUUAAUGCUGUUCAGGGGUGGAUAUUUGGAAAUAUAAUGUGCAAAGUGGUACAAGGAUUGUAUUCUGUAAACUUUUUCAGCGGAUUGCUUUUUUUGACAUGCAUCAGUGUGGACAGGUAUAUUGAGAUUGUCCAAGCAGUGCAAGCUCAUAAAUGUCGGCACAAGUCCAUCUAUUAUAGCAAGCUGACUUGUAUAGUUGUCUGGGUGUUCUCUCUUUUACUUACCCUUCCUCAGUUCAUAUAUAGCCACUCUGAGUCUAUUGGAGGAUUCUACCACUGCAAGAUGAUAUUUCCAGAAGAAGUCACCGCUACUGUGAAAGGAAUUAGCAAUGUCGCCCAGAUCAUAUUUGGUUUUAUUAUACCUUCAUUAGUAAUGGUCUUUUGUUAUUCGGUUAUUGUCAAGACUCUGCUGUCUAGCAAGACCUUAAGAAGGCAUAAAACACUUAAAGUUAUUAUUUCUCUUGUGGUGGUCUUUGUCAUGUUCCAGCUACCACACAGUGUGGUUAUAUUCCUGGAGACUGCAGAUAUAUUACAGAGCAAGCAAAUGCCCUGUGAAGUUAGCAAGAAGAAAGAUGUCGCUCUCAUUGUAACUAGUAGCCUGGCAUUCACCAGAUGUUGUCUAAACCCUAUUCUUUAUGCAUUCGUUGGAGUCACGUUUAGAAGAGAUAUCCUGCUCCUGUUGAAGAAUCUUGGCUGUAUAUCAAGAGCAAGUACCACAUACAAUGGUUCCAGAAGACUACAUGCCAGCUCUGUGCACAUAGAUACAAGUAGCUUCAGCUUAUAAAUGCAAGAAAAGCAAGCCACAAGCAUUAAAAUCAUUAGAGGGGUCAUUAACGGCAGGGGUAUCUCAUUCAGCCAUUGUUAAGUAAUUUAGUCCCUGCACUGCUAAUUAUUAUGAUCCAUUUUAAACCAAACAGAAGUCUUACUAAAGCAAUAUACAAUAAAAAUG